UUUACUAUAGCAAUUAACUUUUCCCUCUCCUCCAUUAUUCUAGCAACCGUUUUCCUCCAUUAAUCUCCCUCUCCCCCAUUACUUCAGUAACUGUUCUCCAUUAUCUCCCUCUCCUCCAACCGUUUCCUCCCUUUUUCCUUUUAUUUUAUUAUUAUCAUUAUUUUUGUGUCUACUUCACACCCCAGCUCAGAUUUUUUUUGCACUCUCCUCCCAUCUUUUUCUUCGGGUUCAUGAUCGUGAACCCAGAUCUGAGUUUGUGUUGAUGAACCCAACUCGAUCUAGCUUCACAAACCCAGAUCUGGGUCUAUCUUCAUGAACACAAACCUAGAUCUGGGCUUCUGUUCACAAACCCAAAUAUCAGCAACUUCACCUUAAUGCAUUUUUGGGUUUGUGUUCAUGAAGCUUCCCUUCUCUUCUUCCUCAAAACAACCCCUUUCCUCCAUCUUACAUGUUGUUUAGAAUUUGAAAUGAAAAGGGAAAAGAACAUUCAGUUAGAAAUAUGGUUCCAUAACAGCAAGUUAGAUGUGGUUGAGAAAUCCAUAUUUUAUGAAUUAAUUGUGAAUUUCCAUUUUAAUAUUUUUUUAUAGGAUGUCAGGCGGGCCCAUUAACUUCGCGCGGAGUCGCACCACAUCAGGGAGACCAGGACGUCACGACGCUGUAGAUCUUGCAUGUGAUGUUACCCUAGUAAUGAACGUGGGGCAUACUCAGUCUAUUAGUCUACAGGGUUCUAUUCAUGUAGCAGUCACAUCCUAUAGCCAGAAGCAGAAGAGAAGAGGUCCAAACAAAUCGAAAAAGGCUGCAAGAAGACCAACUGAGAGACCAUUUAUACAAAUUUCGCAUAAAGGUACAUUCUUGGAUGUUGAAGUUCCUAGAUUGAUUACAACCCUAUGGAAGAAGGUUUAUGAUGGUGAUUACUUCACGUAUGACUUGUUCCCAGAACACAAAAGGACACAUUAUCAAUGGGCUGUAGAGGAUGAGGAUGCGGUUCGAAAGGUGUUCUUAAGAUCAAUGAAGAAAGGAUGGGGCGAUAAUAUGAAGGAUGAGCGGAAUAAGUGGCAUACAAACGGUGAGUAUAGGCCGAUAUGGGUGCUUGAGCACCUAUGGCCUACAUUAUGCACUUAUUGGGAUUCUUAUGAGUUUCACAUUCUUAGCAAGAGGGGGAAGAAAAAUCGAGCAUCUGGGGAACGAGUUUCACACACUACAGGAUUAGUGAGUUUUGAUGUACAUAAAGAACGGAUGACCAAAGCUGUUGGGGGGAUAAGGCCAGCACACCAAGACCUAUAUAAGGAAACACACACUUUGCGAAAAGGUGUCCCCCAAGGGCAGGAAGCUCCAUGGUGUGGCGACAAACAUAAGGAUUGUCAUGAUACGUAUGUCAGUGAGUGCUCUGCUACUUAUGGCUUAGACUCAGCAUCAUGGCCGCCACGGGACAAUGACGCUUGGGCAGUUGCUGUUGGGGGAUGCCAUAGCAAUUUCAUGGCGGGAACUGGUUCACAUGUAAACCCAAAGGAACUUGGGUUUACAUAUAGAAAGCAACAACCAAAGGGGAAUUCAUAUAUGAGCUUGAUGUUAUCAGACAUGGCCGAAAAACAAGUGAAAGAUAGGGAGGCAAUGCAAAUGAUGCAAGAUGAAAUAGGUGCGUACGGGAUGCACCAGCCUAGUGCUACCCCAUCGUUGCCUCACACCGAGCAAGCAUUUCCUCCUGUAGGGACAUCAUUCCCUAUUGCUGGGCCAUCGUUUCAUGCUAGUGGGCCAUCAUUUCCUCAUGCAAUGCCAAUGCAACUCCCGAUAGAACCUGCAUUCCCAAUGGGCCAAAUGGGGAGACAGUCAGAAGCUCCAGAUACAUCUUCAGCCAAUCUCCUACAAGAUGAGUUUGGUUAUCAGCCGAGAUUUGAUGCAGAUUACCAGGGUCCAUUUGGGCCCGAAUGAUCAGUGUGCAUGAGGUUGCAAACUCAAAACAUGGCAUGUUCUUGCUACUUGAGGAAAAUACUUUUAUUUUUUGGAUGGAUAAUUUGAACUUGUUAGGACAUAAGUGUAUAUGUCAGUUGGAAUUAAAUGGUUUGUGCUUAA
This is a messenger RNA of Rubroshorea leprosula, 2070 nucleotides long. Lineage: Eukaryota; Viridiplantae; Streptophyta; Magnoliopsida; Malvales; Dipterocarpaceae. The record is from the annotation of a GenBank genome assembly.